AUGGCCGCCGCAUCGCCAAACUCCUCCUCCUCCUUCUCCUCCUUCUCGUCUUCUAGAGCACAGCUGCCAUCGGACACCGACAUAUCGGCAACCGCACAGGCGCUCCUGGAAGCGCACCGCCAGAGGAUCCGUGACAAUGCCCCCGCCAACCAGCCCGACGAUGCCGCAGCUGCCUCGUCUGCCAAGCAGCAGGCCGAGCUGGCAAACCUAGAGCAGCAGAUCUCAAACACGGCCAGGGUCGCCCUCCAGCUCGAGAACCUCACCGUCAUGGCAGAACAGGGACCGGACGCUCCCCAGCACACCAUCAUGCAGCCGCUCGGUCCCCUGGCCUUCUGGCCCGCCACGGUCGCAGACGCACGCCACGUCUAUGUCCGGCAACCGUGCAAAGCAGACUCGAGCAAGGCGGUGCGAGAAGCAAAGGUGCCUGCCCUCACCGCCAUCCCGCCGGAAAGCGACUCGUUCGCGCUCGACGUCAAGGACGAGAAGCUGCACCGCCACUCCCUGACGUUCGCGCGCAAGCCCAUCGCACAGGCCAUCGCCGACCUCGAGUCCGCCAAGGCCGCCUACGAGGAGCAGGCAGCCUCGGCGAGGCAACGGCUCGCAUCGCUCUCCACCGAAAACAUCCGCCAAAAGCUCAAGGCCGCGUUCAAGGACGUCGAGGGCUUCGACGACCUGCCCGGUCAGAAAGAGGGCAUCGUCGUCAACGAAAACAACCAGGUGCUCAACGAGGAGGGGCUGCCAUUCUUUGAACCGAUGGAGCCCGUGCCAGACUCGCCACCACUCAGGCCCGCCGAUGGGGCGGCACCUCAGAGCACUCACCGCGCCAAUGGCCAUUCUUCAGGAGCUGCACCGAGCGAGGCCCCAUCGGCUUCGACGGCAUCGCGGCCGCCCGGCGUCGUCCUCCCCUUUGAGCGUCCCGGAAGAGAGGGACCCAGGACGAAGGAGGAGCGGCGAAAGUGGAUGGACGACAUCUUCGGCAAGCUCGAACAAGAGGAGCAAGAAGAGGACGAGGAGGACGAGGACGAGGAGGACGAGGACGAAGACGACGAGGACGGCGAAGACGAAGGAGAAGGCCGGUCCGAACGCACUGCGAUGCGGCGACCCUCGGACGAUGGCAGCGACAGCGAGCUGCCCACCUCGCCCCUCUCGCCGACCUCGGAGAACCGUGUCGUGCUCCGUCAGCCGACACCGACGCCGCCCGACUCGCCCACCCAGUCGUCCCACCCGUCGCUGCCCGAGAUCAGUUCGGCCACGCGCCCUCCGCCGCCAAAGUCGGCGCUCAAGCAGAACCCAGAGCGUCCGCCCAUCCAGCAGCGCCCGUCGUUUGGUUCGAGCGGCAUCUGUCGCGGCUUCCUUAACCUCAACCCGUCCAGCCCUGGAGCCAUCCGUUCCAACUUUGCCGCCGAGGACCUCGACGGCGCCGAGAGGCAGGGCAGGUCGUCUGCGCCGCCUCAGGCCCUCGCCAAGACGGUGGUCGGCACGUCAAGCGCCACGGCCGACUCGAGCGUUAACGGCAGCGGCGCCAGCACGCCAUCCAAGAAGACGGUGCGCAUCCAGAGCCCCGAACGCUUUCGGCAGCCCGGAUCGUCGUCACUCGCCGCAUCCUCCCGCCAAGCGGACGAGGACGGCGCAGCCCAGAGCCUUUCGGCCCUGCAGCGAGCGCUGAGGGAGGUCAAGAAGGUCAACGAGAAGAACCUGCACCGCAGCAGCGCCGACACCGCCGAGAAGCGCCAUGCCGACGACGUGGGCGUCGAGGAGGAGGCGGCGAGGAUCGUCGACCUGCUCGGCCCGGGCAUCGUCGAGGGCCACCCGGGCGCGCCCGCCAAGGAUGUCCUCGACCAGCUGCAGCGGGCGCACGACGAGGACAAGCGCGCCCAUACGGCCGAGGCCGUGGCGGAGCGGGAGCGGCGAGAAGAAGAGGAGCGCGAGCGAGAACGGAAGCGUCUGCUCGCUGAAAAGCCGGCGCUCGGACAGACGGUCGUCGAGCGACAGCCCAGCAGCGCCCCGCGUGCCACGGUCAAGCCUGCUGCGGCCAACGACGUGCAGAAGGCCAAGCAGAGCGCAUUCAGGCGCGGCUUCCUCAACUCGAAGCCGACGUUUGUGCCAGUCAACCCGCCGAGGACCAAGGCGGCUGCCACAGCUUCCGCGUCGAAAUCGCCGCCGCCGACGCAGAAGACGGUGCCGCCGACGCAAUCGAUGGGCAUGUCGGCCCUGGACCGUGCGAGCCUUGGAGACGACGACUUGUCGAAGCGGAGGGAGCAGAUGGGCCUGCCGCCCGCCGUCCCGCAUGCACGUCCUUCGAAGGCGUACGCGGAGAGGAUGGAAAAGCGCAGGCAGGGCGUCGAAGCGGCGGGGACAUCGGCGGCGGCCGACGCAGAGCCAGAUGGCGAGAAGCUGGCACGACCCACCGAGGGCGACGAUGAGCCGAGGGAGGGACGCGUCCGGUUCGCCGCUGCUGAUGCGGCGCCAGCCGAUGCGGCCGACGAGGAGGCUCGCACCAACGAGAUCGACCCAUCUGCUCGGCACGAGGGCGGAGGCGAAGGGGACGAGGCAGACGAGGUCGAGGACGAGGUACCGAUCAUCCGCGGCGAAGGCGCCGACUCGGAUUCGGACGAUGACCGCCGCAAUGGCAGAAUGAUCAAGGGCAAGCAGCAGGCUGCCAAGAGCGGCGAAGAAGAGCAUGGCGACGACGACGACGACGACGACGACGACGACGAUGAUGAUGAAGACGACGAUGACGACGACGCGUACGACACCGACGACCUCAUGGACCUGCAGCCGGACAUGAACUACGACGUCGCGGCCGCUUUCGACGACCGCGAGCUGCUGAGGGAGUACGAAAAGGCCAAGGCGGUCCUGCAGGAGCUCGGGUUGGCUCCAUCCGGGUCCGGCAUUGGCGCUGGCUCGGCCGCUGCAGCUGCUGCGAUGGCGGCCGCCGACCGUCACGGCGAGGAUGACGACGGCGAUGAAGACGACGACUACGAGGACGACAUUGUGCCGCUCGAUGCCACCGUCGAGGACCAAGAGUACCAGGGCAACACUGCCGAUGCGGCGGGCGACAGGCCCAAGGUUUCGCGCUUCAAGGCCGACCGCUCGUCGCAGUCCAACCGGGCGCAGCGCCAGCUCUCGAAGGCGGCCCGCACCAAGACGGCCGCCGAAACCGCACCAGUCGCAACGGCGACGGCCGACGAGGCAGAGGCGCCCUCUUCGCCGCCGCAGCAGCAGCAGGCGCAGCCGCCCAAGAAGGUGUCGCGGUUCAGGGCGGCUCGCAUGGGCGGGUGA
Pseudozyma flocculosa PF-1 is the source of this 3282-nucleotide messenger RNA. RefSeq lists its product as uncharacterized. The record is from RefSeq and is a predicted model, not a curated record. NCBI's taxonomy places the organism in Eukaryota, Fungi, Basidiomycota, Ustilaginomycetes, Ustilaginales, Ustilaginaceae. The coding region runs from base 1 to 3282 and encodes 1093 amino acids. The transcript is spliced from 3 exons.